AUGGAAAUCUUACGAAUUUUGAUGAUAACAAAUGAGAAAAUAUUCCAAGUCCAUUUGUAUGUAAAUGACACAUUUUUAUUCAAUUCUCAAACAUUAUCAGUGUCGAAAUAUGUUGGCUUUCAGUCGGAAGAUUUUUACUUGUUUAUUUUUGUGAAGUUGGCAAAUAUUUCAACCAAUCGUACAAUCACCAAAGAAUUAUUAUCAGUGUCUGUUGUUACAAUUCAUUUGUUUUCUGGAGUUCUCUGCAACAAUUUUUAA
Messenger RNA from Clunio marinus, 258 nucleotides. Lineage: Eukaryota; Metazoa; Arthropoda; Insecta; Diptera; Chironomidae. The record is from the annotation of a GenBank genome assembly.